UAACUGUUCCACCUCGAGUAUCGAACCGUGAACUAUGCUAUUAUAAAAUAUGGACGCGUAUUAGAUGUGAGUGAAGCACUAGGAUAUCUAAAUGUCAAGUAAUUAUGGAAUUAAAGAUGCAUCCUGACGUCUUUGACUGCUUUGAAAGGACACUUAAUUUGUGCGUCUUCAACACGCAUAAUUUGUUAUGUGUCGUGAAGAGACUGAGCGCAGCUAACAUAAAGCUGUACCGAGCAUGGUGAACACAGUCAGUGACGUCAUAGACAGAAACAGUGGAAAUGACGUCACAGAAUGGUUCCAUGACGACGUUGAUGGUUCCCAAUCAGUCGCCGACACAACUUGGUGGUGUUCAGACGUACAUCUGUUGCUGUUACAAAACUUCACAUUUGUUGCUGGUCUGUGUCUGCUUUGCACAAGUCUAAACCUCAUCUCAGUAUUAGAUGAAGAUGUAUCCACAAGAACGACUGAAGAGUCGGAAACUACUCUCCCCCAUACUCGAGGCGGACGAGCGUCAGUCUAACCCACGAAGUUCAAGAACGCCAGAACUGCAUCAAGAUUUACUUGUUCAGUACAUGGACUUGAAAUCUCAAGUCGGAGAUUUGGAGGAAAGUCUUCUCGAUCACCUUUUCAAUGAGAACCAGAAGCUGAGAGAGGAGAACGAGCGACAGGCCCGACAACUCCGGGAGGGGAACGCCUUAAGGCUGAAAGCUGAGUCGGAGAGACAGGACUAUAGGCUGGAAUAUUACAACUAUCGUCUCAGCUACACAAUGGCGCAGGCUGAGCUCCAGGAACUGAAGCAGACGCUAGAGGGGCUGGCGGGCGACUGGGAGAAGGAGAAGCAGACAGAGAUGGAGCAGAGGAAGAAGCUGGAGGAAGAGCUGGCAGCUCUCCAGCGCCAGACUGCCCCUCUGACCUGUCACACUCCUGCCAAUAAGCGGACCAGUUCCUCCAGCGUCAGUCCUCCAGUUCAACCAAGGAAGGCUCGAAGACCUUACACAGGAAAGUCAAAGGACAAGGUUCCAAGCAAUAUCUCACAUGUCAAGACAGACUUCUCUGCUUCCGGUGACGACUUGGUGAAGGCCAAGGCCACAGAUAAGAAUGAAACCAAGUUGAAGGUCACUUCCAGUGUAAGAUCCAUUCUGAAAGACACCAAGAGAGGGCAGGAUGCUGAAAAGAAACCAACCCGAUCCUCCAGGAACCUUUCUGUUAGAUUCACAAAGGAAAUGCCAAUUGGAAAGAUCCGUCACGAAAUGUAAUUACGACCCUCGCCAUAAGGAACAAACUUUAUAAACUGUUUGAUUGUUGGUUCUUUAAUUCAUAUUGAUUUCACAUUCUUUUAAUUCCGUGUGUAAAAUAAUCGCUGAUUAUGUUGUGCAUGUGUCAUUGUUUCUCUGUUAACAUCUGAGUAAAAUAUCACGUUAC
Haliotis rufescens (red abalone) is the source of this 1422-nucleotide messenger RNA. RefSeq lists its product as uncharacterized. Lineage: Eukaryota; Metazoa; Mollusca; Gastropoda; Lepetellida; Haliotidae. The record is from RefSeq and is a predicted model, not a curated record. The transcript is spliced from 4 exons. Bases 441 to 1256 code for a protein of 271 amino acids.